This is a messenger RNA of Stegastes partitus (bicolor damselfish), 1703 nucleotides long. It is a transcript of the gene xylb, whose product is annotated as xylulokinase homolog (H. influenzae). The coding region runs from base 17 to 1600 and encodes 527 amino acids. Gene Ontology annotation, biological process: xylulose metabolic process; phosphorylation. Lineage: Eukaryota; Metazoa; Chordata; Actinopteri; Pomacentridae. The record is from RefSeq and is a predicted model, not a curated record. Gene Ontology annotation, cellular component: cytosol. Gene Ontology annotation, molecular function: D-xylulokinase activity. The transcript has 17 exons.
AGCCCAGGCAGUGCGCAUGCGCAGCCGCCGUCUCUUUCUCGUGAGCCCUCUCCGCUCCUCCGGUGUGUCGGUGUGUCCGCGGCUCAUGGCGGCUGGUCGGGACUCUGCUCUGUACCUGGGCCUGGACUUCAGCACGCAGCAGCUGAAGGCGGUGGCCAUCGAUGGAGACCUCAGCGUGGUCCAUCAGAGCAGCGUGCAGUUCGACGCCGAGCUGCCCCACUUCAGGACUCAGGGAGGAGUCCACAUCCACGAUGACAGGCUGACGGUCACCUCACCUGUGCUGAUGUGGGUCCAGGCUCUCGACCUGCUGUUGGACAAGAUGAAGAGGGCGGGGUUUGACUUUGCUCGCGUCCGAGCGCUGUCGGGCAGCGGCCAGCAACAUGGCAGCGUGUUUUGGAGAACCGGAGCUUCUCAGACUCUGGAGCAGCUCGACCCGGAUCAGAACCUGCACCGGCUGCUGCAGGGCAGCUUCUCGGUGUCUGACAGUCCAGUCUGGAUGGACUCCAGCACCAGACAGCAGUGUUUGGACCUGGAGGCAGCUGCAGGCGGCGCCGAGAGGCUGGCAGACAUCACCGGGUCCAGAGGAUACGAGCGUUUCACAGGAAACCAGAUCGCCAAGCUACGUCAGAACCGAGUGGACGACUUCAUGGACACCGAGAGUGACGACAGCAGCAACUUCAAGAACGGAUCUCUGACGAGAGAACGCGUCAGGAACGAGUGUGCUGGAGGAUCAUGGGAGGUUUUUUCUGCCAUGUUGAGAGACACGCCGCUUGGAAACAACGGCAACAUCGGCUUUUAUUUUGACACCGUGGAGAUCACUCCUCCGGCGGUGGGCGUCCAUCGCUUUGACUCCGACGACGGCGAGGUGUCCUCCCUCAGUCCUCAGGUGGAGGUCCGGGCUCUGGUGGAGGGUCAGUUUCUGUCCAGGAGGCUUCAUGCUGAGAGGCUGGGAUACUCCAUCCUUCCAGGAACCAGAGUUCUGGCGACGGGAGGAGCUUCAUCGAAUAAAGAGAUCCUGCAGGUCAGUUCUCCUUCUGUUCCUCACUGUGUGCACACGGUUCUGCUGUUACUGCUCCUGGCAGGACCACAAUGUAGAACCCUGAAGGAACCAGAACCAGCNGUGCUGGUCCGUACUGGUCGGUGCUGGUCGGUGCUGGGCUGCAUCUCCUCAUACUUUGUGCGUCGAUGUGGUUUCUCUGAGAGCUGCAGCGUCGUCGCUUUUACUGGAGACAAUCCAGCAUCCAGGCCACUGACACAUUCACUCUGUUUGGCAGCGUCUCUGGCCGGAAUGCGGCUGCAGCGAGGCGACAUCGCGGUGAGUUUGGGGACCAGUGACACGGUGUUCCUGUGGAUCCAGCAGCCUCGGCCGGCUCUGGAGGGUCACGUGUUCUGCAGCCCGGUGGACCAGGAGGCCUACAUGGCUCUGCUGUGUUCAGGCCUGGCAGCCGAAUCUGGAGUGUCCUUCUUCGACGUGGUGAAGGAAGCACCGGAGCCACAGCUGGCCACGACGCCACAUCCCUCAGCCCAGCAGGUGUACGACGGCAUGCUGAGGCGCUUCGCUCGAUUGGAGGAGAGAGUCCUGCACAAGCCCCACCCCUGAGCCACAGCCACCAAUCAGCUGCGUCCAUCAGAAUCCAGACAGAAACAACACCACAGCUAAAAUCCUGAAAACAUGUCUUUGAUUAAAUACGUCUGAAAACCAA